Messenger RNA from Dichotomopilus funicola, 249 nucleotides. RefSeq names its product U6 snRNA-associated Sm-like protein LSm6. Gene Ontology annotation, molecular function: RNA binding. The transcript has 3 exons. Gene Ontology annotation, cellular component: U6 snRNP; sno(s)RNA-containing ribonucleoprotein complex; U4/U6 x U5 tri-snRNP complex. The record is from RefSeq and is a predicted model, not a curated record. Gene Ontology annotation, biological process: maturation of SSU-rRNA; mRNA splicing, via spliceosome. Bases 1 to 249 code for a protein of 82 amino acids. NCBI's taxonomy places the organism in Eukaryota, Fungi, Ascomycota, Sordariomycetes, Sordariales, Chaetomiaceae.
AUGGAGAACGGCGCAGUUACCCAAAGCGAGGGCAAGGACCCUUCCGGGUUUCUGAGCGAGAUUAUCGGGAACCCUGUCACCGUCAAACUCAAUUCAGGUGUCGUCUACAAGGGGGAGCUUCAGUCGGUGGAUGGGUACAUGAACAUUGCGCUCGAGAAAACGGAGGAGUUUGUCAACGGCGUGAAGCGAAGGAACUAUGGCGAUGCGUUCGUCAGGGGGAACAACGUUAUGUACAUUUCCGCCGACUAA